Molecule: messenger RNA, 3854 nt
Organism: Pelodiscus sinensis (Chinese soft-shelled turtle)
Lineage: Eukaryota; Metazoa; Chordata; Testudines; Trionychidae
Gene: SLC1A7
Product: solute carrier family 1 member 7
Biological process (GO): L-glutamate transmembrane transport
Cellular component (GO): plasma membrane
Molecular function (GO): glutamate:sodium symporter activity; neutral L-amino acid transmembrane transporter activity; L-glutamate transmembrane transporter activity
Source: RefSeq, a predicted model, not a curated record
UCCUCCAAAUGCACUGUACAGUGUUAUAGAUUGUUUCUAGAAACCUUCCAGAAUGCUAGGGUUAUGAUUCAGACUAUACUAACAAUAUUGUAAUCCACAAUGUAGUGGAUGGUUAUGAUAGUAUAAGACAUUCAUUAUACAACUUAAGAAAUCUAUGUUUGAAUUGAAUGAAUGGGAUGGUCAGAAAUACCAGAGGAAAGGAUAGAUUCAUAAAGGUUAGUCUGAUAAUCCUCUGACAGUAAAUUGGCCCCUGGUCUAAUUAAGACAGUAGAAGGGAGAAAAGUGAAAUCAUUCCACUCUCAAGAUGAAAAAUAUCAAGUACUGUAACCAAAACUUUUAAGUUUUUAUCCAGUAAUACUGGUUUGAUAAUGCAGUUUAUAAUUAUACUUAUCCAGCCUUUUGCUAACCACAUUUACUAACAGUAAAAACCAGACCUGCUUUAGAUAAUGAAGUUCAAUGUCACCUGGCCUGCCGUGUUGUGAUAGUCUGGUUCAAAGUGUUACUUGCCCUGCCCAUUAGUAUGUGUACUGUAUGACAAACAUAAUUUCUGUCCCAUUUAAAUGCAUAACUUUCACUAUCAUGCUUCAAGGGGAGAGGAAUGCACAAAAUAUUCUUUUCAUUCACGUGGGCCUCACUCUGUGUUGACUCACUCUUGUUUUAGAAAUACUACUACAUUCUGUUCUAGUUUUCCAGAGCUCCUUAAUCUUCUUCCAGGUUCUUAAUGAUGUAGUCAAUAAUAGGAUUGUUGGUAUUAAUUUGGAACAAUAAUGCCAGCAGCAUGCUUGAUGGCUAUUGGCAGAGGGUGACCUUGCAGGUCAGCUAAGCAGUUCUGCAAGCGCUUUGAUCUGAUCUAUACAGAGCGGGAGCUGUCUAUUCUAACAAAGGAAACUAGUAAGGUCUCUCUCCAUGGGAUGCUGAUUCUUCUCCAAAGAGCACUGAGGACAGCAUGGCAGUGGCUUUUGAUGCAAUGUUGGCUCGGGUCAAGGAUGUUUGUAAAAGAAAUGGUUUGCUCAUUCUGUCAGUAUUGUCUGUCAUAGUGGGAUGUCUUCUUGGAUUCUUCCUCAGGACCAGGCGUCUUUCUCAGCAGGAAAUUAGUUAUUUCCAAUUCCCCGGGGAGUUAUUGAUGCGGAUGCUGAAAAUGUUGAUUCUACCACUGGUUGUCUCAAGCUUAAUGUCUGGGUUAGCAGCCUUGGAUGCCAAAACUUCAAGUCGAUUAGGUAUCAUAACCAUCACUUACUAUCUGUGGACAACAUUUGUGGCUGUGGUUGUGGGAAUAAUUAUGGUCUCCAUUAUCCAUCCUGGUGGAGCAGCCCAGAAGGAGAACACUGAAGAAAGUGGAAAGCCAAUUAUGAGCUCUGCAGAUGCACUGCUAGACUUAAUUCGGAACAUGUUUCCAGCCAAUCUUGUUGAAGCCACAUUCAAACAGUAUCGUACCAAGAGCAUUCCUAUCAUCAAAUCCAACAAGGCAGCUUCUGAAAGUGCCACUCGUCGGAUCAUAAUAUACGGGGUCCAGGAUGAGAAUGGAUCUAAUGUCCAGAAUUUUGCUCUGGAUAUCACUCCCCCUCCAGAAGUGAUUUACAAAUCUGAGCCAGGCACCAGUGAUGGCAUGAAUGUGCUGGGGAUUGUGAUAUUCUCUGCUACUAUGGGUUUAAUGUUGGGCAGAAUGGGUAACAGUGGAGUUCCCUUGGUCAGUUUUUGCCAGUGUUUAAAUGAAUCUGUCAUGAAGAUAGUGGCAAUUUCUGUGUGGUAUUUCCCUUUUGGAAUAGUGUUUCUUAUUGCUGGCAAGAUCUUGGAAAUGGAUGACCCUACAGCUAUUGGGAAGAAGCUGGGCUUUUAUGCCAUUACUGUGGUUUGUGGUCUGGUGGUUCAUGGACUGUUCAUUCUGCCAAUGAUGUACUUCUUUAUCACCAAGAAGAAUCCCAUUGUUUUCAUCAGAGGGAUUCUUCAAGCCUUGCUAAUUGCUCUGGCCACAUCAUCCAGCUCAGCCACACUGCCUAUAACUUUCAAGUGCUUGCUGGAGAAUAACCAUGUUGACAGAAGGAUUGCCAGAUUUGUGCUGCCUGUUGGGGCCACAAUCAAUAUGGACGGGACUGCCCUAUAUGAAGCAGUAGCAGCAAUCUUUAUUGCUCAAGUAAACAAUUAUGAGUUGGAUUUUGGACAGAUCAUUACUAUCAGUAUCACAGCGACAGCUGCCAGCAUAGGUGCGGCAGGGAUCCCACAAGCUGGCCUUGUGACUAUGGUCAUUGUUCUGACUUCAGUUGGGCUGCCUACAGAUGACAUCACUUUAAUUAUUGCAGUUGACUGGGCACUAGACAGAUUUAGAACAAUGAUCAACGUCUUAGGAGAUGCUCUAGCUGCUGGAAUCAUGGCUCAUGUCUGCAGAAAAGAGUUCACCAAGGAUGGUGAUGAGGUACCAUUGAUCUGUGAAACUAAACCCAUCAGCAUUCAUCAAAUCAUGGCCUACCAGAGAAAUGGCUGUGUGAAGAACAUGAGUGAGUCUCAUGGCCCAGAAACAGUGAAAGAGUUUCAGCACCAUAUACCUAUACAAGUGGAGCAAGAACUAAACACAGCCGAGAACCACACAAAGAAAUCAAUCAGUAAAGACCACUGCACUAUUGAAAUCAAUGAACUGGAAACAAAUGUGUAAUUGCUACCUAUGAUGGUAUCUUAUCAGAUACCUAGUGGCUUGGUACCCAAUCACUACCUCACAGCUGGAAGGAGGACUCUGUCUCGAAUAGAAAAAAAAUGUGGCAUUAUGGUCAGCAUGCUUGUACUGGAGCUAGGAGACCAGCUGUGAUCAGAAAAGACACAAGACUUGAAAGAGAUAGAGGACUGUGUUGGGGGGAUGAUUUUAAUACUCAGAAAUUAACCAAUGGACAACUUUGGUUCUCUCUGGGCAAACUGAUUUGGUUACUGUAUAGUAUCCAACACUCUUUUGUUGCUUUUCUCAUUUUAACCCCUUCUAUUUCUGACAAAAGCCUUUUUUCGCAUCUUACUGAUUACAAACAUGAUAUUUAUAUAGGUGUAUUGCGACCAGAAACUGAUUCACAAAGCAUACUGAAAGUGUACUAAUUUUGUCUUCAUUUCUCCUCUUUAAGUGUAAACUCUUUGUUUAGUUUUAGAAUAGCACUAAGAAAUUUGCACUGAUUUAAAGAGGCAAUUUUUAUAAUUAAUAAUGCUACAAACUGAAAGCAAAACAAAAUAUUUAUCUUUUCAGGAAAGACAUAUUCUAUUAUACACACUACAAAGACAGACAUCAAACUGCAAUGUAUUGUACAAAGAUGUCUAGAUUCCUCCACAGGAAAAUUUGCCUUUUAAGUGCCAGAUUCACACAGAGUUUUUUUUAAAUCUCUCUCUGUUGUAGAAUUAGUACAAUAUACCUGCAGUGGCAGAACCUUGCAAGCCCACUGGUGCUAAAGAGUGUUCACUGUUCUCUCCUUUUGUUUAUAGACUGUUCUAAUGUGUAUAUGUGUGUAAACUCAGUGCUCAAUGUUCUUGAUGAAUAUGCUUCAUUCCAAGGGCAGACUAAACGCAGACUGGAAUCCAAUGCAGAUGAGUAAUAUUUGGGUUUUUGUAGGGAGUUUGCUGUGGAAACUGGCUUUUUAUUUUUCAUUAUAUUAUGAGUUGGACUAUACUGUUGUCUCUUUUUUCAGCCAUCUACUGAAUCGUCAGUUAUAAUAAAAUCUGCUGGGUGUGUUAACAGUGUUUGCAAUGAAGAACAUUUUUAAAUAAACCUGACAUUGUGAAAAUAGGCUAUCUGUGCACUGCUAGAAUGAAUGUAUUAUUAUUUCUCUAUUCAAAGCGAGGGGCGAAGGAUUGGUGGAAGCAUAUAAAACCAGGUAGGUACAAAGAUC